CUGUUAAAGGUGUUCCACAACACCACGGCGAGAAAAAGAAAUACCAAAAUGGCAAAAAAAAAGCAAACGGAAUCUAAAUUGCGUUCCUCGCGAAAAAAAGGAAUAACCUCAUUUGAAAUAUCGCGAUGGUGGGAGAUCGAAACCGGAAAUGAUAUGUAAGCAGUGGGAGCUGCUGCGAAAACGGUAAAUACCGGGACGUGAGAAUGUCAGAAUCCUCGGGUGAUCGCAUUGUUUGACUUCUGCCAACUGUUACCACUGAACGGUUGAUUGGAUAAAUUCUUGUUCUACUCGGACUACAUCAAUAACCGUUCUUCUGAACAGUGGACCAAAUUAAUUUAUCACCCUGCGUUGUGAGAAAUAACAAGACAUAUCUGAGAAAGAAAAUCGGAGCCGAGGACAAGACGAGGGUUAAACAGAAAAGGACCAUUUUCCUGAAAUAAUGGGGGACAAUGCUGACUAUGAUGAGGCUGUAGCCAACUUACGGGCCUGUCUGUUGUCAGCUAAAGGCGGUGUCUCGCUGUCUGAAUUAAAUAAUGACUAUAAGAAAAUAGUCGGGGAAAGUUUACCCUAUAGAAAACUGGGUUAUCCGUCCCUUGAAGAGUUCCUCAAUGACAUUCCCGGGCUCCUUAUCACCAAGAGAGGGAACGAUUGGAAUAUUAUCGCCAAACCGACAGAAGACACGGUUCACCUGGCACAGAUGAUAGCAAGACAAAAGUCCUCGUCAUCCAAGAAUCGCACGCGAGGAUUGACCGCCAAACGCAGAAGACCUGCUGCCAGGUCAGGCAGAACACCGUCGCAAUUCGACAUGCCGUCUAUGAACUCGCAGCAGCGAAAAGGGUCUAGCACAAAUUAUCGAGCUGUCCAGAGAGUGCCGAGCUUGCCACCUUUGAUGCAGAAUCCACCAAAGAAAACUAUACCACCGCUGAUAGAGAAACCACCUCGAUACAUGCUACCAAAUCCAGGAAUUCCGCAAACCUCUCCGAGCAAGCAAUUGUCAGACCGAAUGGCAAACAAAUCGGCGAAUUUGAACACCAGAAAUCAGCCGCCGACUGUCGCGUACAAGAAUAAAGUUACGACGCAGAAUUUGCUCAGUGAGAAACGCACUCCGCCAACACCGACACCUCUGAUUCCACCGAAACCGGGCCUGUCCAUUCAGGAGAGAAAUUCCAAACCUGUUCAAACGCAGUCAAAAAUUGUGAAAUCGAUCAGCGACCGGCUCAACUUCAAGCCUCAGACUAGCCCUAGUCCACCGACUAUUCUUUCACCGCUCUCGCCCAGUCAACUAGUCGCAGCUGCUGCCGCAGCUGAAAGCAUCGCCUCUUCGACCCCACCUGAAACACCAAAAACUUUGCAGGUCAAGACAAUGUGGCCUCUAAAUUCUCAGCAUCAGAAUCCGUGCAAGCAGCUGGAAAUCUACGCGCAAAGCAUGAAGCUCCCGAAACCCUCGUACAAGGUUGUUAAGUCCUCCGCAAAACGACAAGGUUCCUUCUUCUACUGUAAAGUAAAGAUCGGUUCGUACGGCUGCACGAGUUAUCCGGAAGAGAUAGCCACAUCUGAAGAAGCGACCCGAGCCGUGGCAGCCAAAGCGCUGCAUGAAUUGUUGCAGAUAAACGGUCCUCUAUCCAGCCUUACGGAGACGACUAACAAGAAUCUGGUUAAGGAUCGUGUGGUUGCGAUAGUCGCUGAGCACUCGAACGGAGUUUUUAUGCACCAAAUACCGAAGUAUUACCAGGAGCAGUUCAGGGAAAAUUUGCCCGAAGACUGGGAGAAGAUAAUCGUCGAAACCUCGGAAAUUUUCAAGGAGAAAGGCGCCCACGAUUCGACGAUUCUUUGCCUACCGUAUCCGAGCCCUCGAUCCAAACAUCGCAGCUCAGACAAGGUAGCAGAAGCGAUAUCACCCAGGGUGGAAAAGAUCGAGCUAAAUCCUAUCGGUCCUCCAGUUCCUGGAGUUCUGAAACCACCUGUCGACGAGUACUGGGAUCUUUGCAUCACUUGCGUUUUAGACACGACAGACAUUUGGGCGCGGCUAAUAGGUGAAGAGUACAGCGACAGAAUUGAAACCAUGCUGAACGAGCUGGAAAGCUACUAUCAAAAGAUCUCUAACGCUCCAGGAGUAAAAGACAUCGAAGUUGGAAAGUAUUACGCGGUUCAAGUUGAGGAAUACUGGCACAGAGUUCAGUGCUUUGAGUAUAACGCGAAAACUGGCAUGGCCGUGGUUUUCUUCAUUGAUCACGGAGAUGACGACACCUAUCAUUAUAGCAAACUUUACCCGUUGGAAAAGCAGUUCUGCAAAAUUCCUGCACAGGCCAUCAAGUUGACGCUCGCCAACUUGGAGGUGUUCAACGAUUGCGCCGAGGUGAUCGAGUACUUGGAAGAAGUUUUACUUGGACAGAUACUCGUUGCUGAGGUCCUGAGCCGAGAGCUUGGGGAGGAAGUGACUGCGUCUGUCAUUCUUUACGACACUAGCAAAGAGCAGGAGGUUAAUUUGAACGAUUUUCUGUUCAACAAGAUUAGCGAAAAUAUACUUGUUCCGAAGCUGAAUCAGGGUCAUGUCUCCGAGGUUUACGUGUCCCACGUGACUGAGAGCGGCGACGUGUAUCUGCAUGUGAAAUCGGACAGCAUGAAGUACCUCGUGAGCCUAAUGAACACGUUGAUACAGACGGGUCUCACGAGUGAGGACAUACAGAGGAGUGAAGUCAAGAAUAUAGACAGAAGCAAACUCUAUCUAGUCAGAUGUGUGGAGGACGGAAAUUGGUACCGGGGAAGCGUAGCGAGCAUCGAAGCUCACAACAGGGUCGACGUGUUUCUUGUCGAUUUCGGUAAAACUAUCAUAGUCAAGAAACAGGACCUUCUCGCCCUCGAUCAACUCUCUGAAGUGCUUCCGAAGUAUCCUUAUCAGGCCUUCAAAGUACGACUGCACAACAUUCCAGAGGCAAUGUUUAGCAGUGAAAUGGCGACGAAACUGACUUUGCUUGCUCCACCAGAUCAAGUGAUCCUGGUGAAGAUCGUCACCCCGGCUUUAGCGUCAAGUCCUCCGAUAGUCGAGCUUGUCAAACGCUGUGAGCCGAACAACAUAGUUGUAUCAAUAAACAGCACAUUAGCCAUGGACCCGAACUUAGCAGGGUCCAACGGGGAUGGUAAUAACAAUACUACGCGCCCUAAGAAACGACUCGAAAGAUCUGUCUCGAGGCACAGUGCAGCCAGUGAUGGAGAAUUGGUGACGAGGAAUUUGAAACCGCCAGUGAUACCGGAUUUCGGUCGCUACUUCGACGUUCAUAUCACGAUGGCAGCCAGUCCUGGAAACUUUACGGUUCAACCUUAUGACGACAGGGUGCAUCUUGAGGCAAUGAUGGUCCAGCUUCAGGAAGUUUGCGUUAAUUAUAUGGGAUCUGCGCCACUGUCGGAUUCAAUCAAGGAAGGAAGUUUGUACGCUGGCAAGCAUUUCGACGGUCAUUUUUACAGGGUAUGCGUAUCCAAGAUAAUAAAUGACCAAAUGGUUACCGUCUACUUCUGCGAUUUCGGGGACUUCUCUGUUCUUUCUACAGACAAGUUGCAGCCGCUGGGACGCCAGUUUCUUGAUUUGCCAUAUCAAGCGAUCAAAGCCAGACUUGUGGGAAUUCAGCCACUGAACAUAGAUUGGUCGGUGGAGGAUUGUCUGCGUUUCCAAGAACUUGUAGUCGAGAGAAACUUCGUCUCGAUUGUUGUCGAUUCUGGACCUGAUCAACUAUCUCCAGGUGACACGGUACUUGGAUUGAAACUUAUAGACGUCAGUGGGGAAACGGACAUUUACUUGGACAAGCUUCUGAUAGCCGAGGGGAGAGCGACAGCCAUCGAAGGAUGAGAUAAUGGGGUGACUGAAAACAUUUACUCGACAUGGACUAUGUUCGCAAUUUUUUUUUCUCGUGUUUUAUUUUCAUUGAACACGAUGACAGAAGCGGUUGCAAGAAAUUGCGAACUGUUACUAAUGGUAAAAGGUGAGAUCUUCAUGCUAACAAAAUAUUAGCGUGUUAUUGUAUUUAACCAUCGUGGUUUCACUAUGCAAAGCUGUGAUCGGAAUUCGGAAUUUUCGAAUUUUUCUCUGUUUUUGAGAAUCCUUUAGUGGCGCUAUGUAUUUUUAUUUUUCCGUUCUUAUCUCAUCUGACGACUGACUCAAUCAAUAAUGUUCCGUAAUCGCGUUUAUUGUCCUUUUAAUUCCGGUGACGAUUUUGUAUUACGCACUGCAAACUUGUUUCUUACCCUGCUUCCUUUUAAUUUUGCAUUAAUAGUGAAUGAAUAGUAACUCGCGAUAUGAGUGUGUUGUAAAAAUUGACUAAAAAGACAGAUGAGAGAGAACGAGGGGUAAUUAUAUAGUGAAUAAGAUAACCUGGACAGACUGCUAACUCUCCCAUUAUUAUUUUUGUUUUUUCUUUUGCGUUUCUAUACCUAUACGCUAUAUUGUAUAUGAUGAACUGACUUUGUUAUUAGCCUGGGUUUAUUUCACGUUGCUUAACGUAAAACUGAUAGUAUCUAUCGUGACUAAAGCCACGGCGAGCUUGAAUAGCAAAAGAAUAAUAAAAUCGUUAAAUUGCCACAAAAAAACCAACGCUUUACACGAAGAAACGAAAACUUCCUCUUUAGUAGACUGUCGUGUUAUACCUAUAUAACAUUUAAUACUAAUAAUAAUAAAAAUAAAAAUUAUGUAUUAUCUGUUGAAUAAAUAUAAGCAGGUUAGGCGUUAGUUUUCGAAACAAUAUAGAUAUACGUAUAGGAAAAUAUUUUUCUAAAUACCGUUACUACGUUACAAGUUUUUUUUUGUUUUUUAUUAUUAAAAUUUUUAUAUAUAUACAUGUAGUUAGCUAUAUAUUUAUACAGAUAUGUGAUGGAUUGCAUUGUGGAAAUACAUACACACAACAUUCAUGUGUAUGCAUAGGAUAAAAGUAACUAUGCUAUUCGUACAUGGUAUAAUUUUUGUCAUACUUCGGGUAUAUUUUAUUUCCUUCUCAUUUUUAUAACUGGCUACAAAAUUGAGAAAUAUAAAAAAAAGAAGACAAAAAAAAAAACAGGAUUUAUGGGAAAACAUCGAUUUCUCCCUUGUCGUCAUAUUGUUAUUAUUUGAGGAAAAAAAGACAAGAAAUCGUCCGCGACAGGUUUCCUAAUUUUUUUUUGUUCAAAUAUAAUUAUGCUACAAUGUUUUCUCUUAUCGCUGCUUUUAAAAUACAUACAACCACACAUCUCGUUCCAUUUUUGUUACAUAACAUUCCUAUGUAAAAUAGUUAAAUAAUCAGAUAUUUUGAUUUUUGCUUUUCUUUUUAAAUUGUAUUUUUCUCUAAUUUUAUUUCACUCUUAUCACUUCUUACUAGUUAUUUAUGAUGAAUAUAUUUCUUUAAUUAAUACCUAUUACUUGGUGAUAAUUAAAUACAUACCUAUAAUAUCGCCUUGUAAACAGGGUUUUUUGUUGCGACUUUCGUAUCUUUAUUUUCUUAUUUCCUAAUUCUUAUGUAUGUAUCGAAAAUUUAUGCAAUAGGUACAAGCAAUACUUGAAAUAUUUGUGAGCAUUUCGAUACAAGCGUGCCAAAUUGUUUAUUCCUAUGUAUUACGUAUAUCAUUCCUAAUAAUCACAUCCACCUAAAUGUGGGGUGACAAAAAUGAAAAAACAAAUGCGAGAAUGGCGCAGAGUUGUGAAAUUCUUUUCCGUUUCUCUUCAAUUUGACCUUUUCUUAGUUUUUUGUUUUUCCUACUUUAAUCAUUACAGUGUAAAAAAUUGUUCCCUUAUAAUCCGAUAAUUACAGUGUUACAAUUAUAACGUGUGACUACUUUUCUUCCUUAAUCUUCUAAGUUCAUUCUCGAUUUGUUUCCAUAUCGUGUUUGUGCAUGUUAAUUAAUUGAUAGAAGAAUUAUUAUAGUUACAGUUAAUAUUACGAAUAAGGCAAAGCAAGUUACGGUGAGACUACAACUAUGUAGUUUAUGUGUGCAUACAAUAUAGGCAUACAAUAUUAGUUAUGAUUACAUCAUAUUGUUGGUAUUAAACGAAAACGGAGAAAAGAA
Messenger RNA from Neodiprion fabricii, 6024 nucleotides. It is a transcript of the gene tapas, whose product is annotated as tudor domain-containing protein 7. NCBI's taxonomy places the organism in Eukaryota, Metazoa, Arthropoda, Insecta, Hymenoptera, Diprionidae. The record is from RefSeq and is a predicted model, not a curated record. Gene Ontology annotation, biological process: spermatogenesis. The coding region runs from base 440 to 3841 and encodes 1133 amino acids. The transcript has 17 exons.